This is a messenger RNA of Sclerotinia trifoliorum, 1576 nucleotides long. The record is from the annotation of a GenBank genome assembly. Lineage: Eukaryota; Fungi; Ascomycota; Leotiomycetes; Helotiales; Sclerotiniaceae.
CGUAGCUGGAAAAUAUGUGAAAUGAUUAGAUGUGCACAUCAAUAAUCAUAUAAGCACAGAUGGGAAUCAAAGAUAUUUAUCAUUAUAUCAACGAGCCUCAAACUUCUCUUCUACUUCCUGAUCUGAUGAUACCGAUAUGACAACCACCAUUCCCGCCGAAUUAGUGGCUCUUCUCACCCCACCACCACGUCCCUCCGCUGCCAUCCCCUAUCAAAUAGCUAGCGGCACUGUGGCUUUGUUUCAGGGGGAUUGGAAGAGCGUAAAAACUGAUCUUAUCAUCGACGACUAUGUGCCCAAUCAACGUCACAUAAUCCUAGCCUAUCAAUAAUACGAUAGGACCUCCUGAAUUUUAUACAACAUGCCUGUCGGUAUAGUGAUGACAUUACUUGCUGCCAUAAAAACAGAUGGUUUAAUCGCAGAUCUAAGCAAUGCACUUACAUGCAUUGAUCUGGUUAGAACGGGAAAGACAAAAGCUGCUGAUCUGGUUCCUGCCGGCUUGAACGAUCAGAUCUCAAUGUUUUUUUGCAGGACGCUGGAUCUUAACAUGGGUGCUAUUGAACCGUUUGAUGCUGCCGAUUUUACGGGUAGACGUUCAACCAUUUCCCUUAGCGGGUGGGCUUUCGAUACUCUUGAUUCAACUCAAACUAGAACUUGUAAAACAUAGUCAGUUCGUUCCGUUGGGAAACAUUAAAAGAUUGACAGACGGCUACAAUAUAAGACGGCUACAAUAUACGAUGGUGCAGAUAGAACCGGAGUCUCGUAUAACAAUACCAAAGGCUGGGGUACCACGAAGGAAAUCGCGCGGCUCUCUGACGUCCGCCUGAACGAUGUUGUGAGCUCCUUCAAAUGGCAGAGUGUGAACCCUGUAAAGGAGAUCAUCGAACCCUUCAACACUACGGCUUCAAAUUCAUCGACCGAGGGCGGUCUCAUCAGUAACUCGAACAACACCGAUGCACCACAAGAAGUUACCGUAACCCUCAAUAAUUCGUCUGCCCAAACCAUGGCCGCAGGUGUAGAAGGAAUAGCUUCCGCCUCAGCCCAAUGGAACGUCGCAGUAAAUUAUUCCUACACACGAACCGGCACCGUCAGCAAAAGCGAAACCAAAACAGUUGACCUAUCUAUUUCGGCAAAGGCAACUGCGCCGCCUCGCACCAAAUAUAAAGCUACAUUAAUAGUGACCAUCGGAAAACUUCCCGCCAGGGAAUAUUUCACCACUGCCCAACGUUGGUACAAAGAUCUAGUUAUAGGAUCGCAGGCAGACCUUUUAAUAAUGCCUGGUAUCAAAGAGUCGAGGAUGUAAGACUGAAUCUUACAGGGAGUCUAGCGUGUGAUACUCUGGUGCAAAUGGAUGAACCGAUUAUUACACCAUAAUUUUCUCCACGAUUUGGCCUGUGGUUACAACAACAAUGAAGUUGAAGGUUGGUACAUUCCCUCCUAUAGAUACCUAUUAUUAGCUAAAUGAACAUUCAUCUACAUCCAUUGACUCAUAUUAUCUUGCUCAAGUCUGCUUGUAGAUGAGUGAAGAACAUUCUAUGGCUGUGCUGACGCCAAUAUCGUGUUUUUGUGGUUGCAAAUC